This is a messenger RNA of Corapipo altera (White-ruffed manakin), 14098 nucleotides long. It is a transcript of the gene DNAH9, whose product is annotated as dynein axonemal heavy chain 9. Gene Ontology annotation, cellular component: dynein complex. The coding region runs from base 72 to 12884 and encodes 4270 amino acids. Lineage: Eukaryota; Metazoa; Chordata; Aves; Passeriformes; Pipridae. Gene Ontology annotation, biological process: microtubule-based movement. The record is from RefSeq and is a predicted model, not a curated record. Gene Ontology annotation, molecular function: ATP hydrolysis activity; dynein light intermediate chain binding; dynein intermediate chain binding. The transcript has 67 exons.
ACCAGGGCUGGCCACGAGUGGUGUCACAGGACAUCAUCCAUCAUGUCCACAACCUAAAAAAAACUGUUUUCAUGGUUGUUGGCCAAGUAAAGGGCAGGACCUUGCUGCCUCUUCCAGCUGGCUCGGAGGGAAUUGAGGACAUUGAUCCGGAAAACGAGAGAUUCUUGGAGCUGAUUGAUAAAUCCCUUGUCCAUGCCACUGAGUCAGCCAUCAUUGACUGGAGUCACCAGAUCCAGAGAGCCCUGAAGAAAGAGUCCUCAGAGCCUCUCCUGCAAGGCAGCAACCCGAACCCGAAGGUGGAACUGGAAUUCUGGAAGAACAGGUGUGAUGAGCUGGAAUGCAUUUAUGACCAGCUGAAAUCCAGGAAGGUCAGGAACAUGAUGGAGGUGCUGGAGAGAGUGAAGAGCAUCUAUGUCCCAGCCUUCAAAACCAUGCUCAGGGAUGUUGAGGCAGCUCUGGCCGAAGCUCAGGACAUCCACCUGCACCUGACACCCCUCCAGGGCCCCUUGGAGAACAUAGAGGCUGUUGAGUUCAGCAAGGUGAAGCCUUUCCUGGUCCCUCUGCUCCACAUGGUGUGUUGGAUCUGGGUCACUUCCAAGCACUACAACGUGGCUGUGAGGAUCAUAGUUCUGCUCCAGGAAAUCUGCAACCUGCUCAUCCAGCAGGCCGUGGUGUACCUGUCUCCAGAAGACCUUCUGAAAGGAGAGAUGGAAGAGAGCCUGGGCAAGGUGCAAACAGUGCUUGACAUCCUGAAUGGCUUCAAAGGGGUGUUUGAGGAGAGGCGGGAAAAUCUGCACGUGUAUUAUGAGCCAGGCCAGGAAGUGAGGAAGUGGGACUUCCACUCCUGGAUGGUGUUUGCAAGGCUGGACAGCUUCCUGGAGAGGCUGGAGGUGGUGAAGGGUCUCCUGACCACAGCCUUGGACCUGACAAAGCUGGAGAAGAUGGAGUUCAGCGGGAUUAGAGGGAGGGCCCUGGGCCAGCAGGUCCUGGACAUGUAUGAGGAGUUCCAGGAGGCCUACAAGGUGUUUGCAGAGCGAAGCUACGACUGCCUAGACCUGGCCAACACGGAGUUUGAGCAGGAUGCCUUGGGUUUCCAGCAGAAAGUAGAAGACAUCGACCAUCGGCUGGGCACUGUGUUCACCCAGGCCUUUGAUGACACCCUGGACUUGGAGCACAUCUUCAAGUUGCUGACCAUGUUCCAGAGCCUUUUGGAGCGUCCAGUGGUCGCUGCGGUUGCUGCUGACAAAUGGCCUCUUCUCAUCAGCAUGUUCAGCACUGCCCUGGACCAGACCAGGCUCAUCUACUCCAGGCACACCCAGGCAGGGCUCGAGCUCGGGUCUCCCCCCCUGCACAAGAACAUGCCCCCCGUGGCUGGAGCGCUGGGCUGGGCUCGGGAGCUGCGAGCGCGGAUCCAGAGGCCUUUUGAUCACCUCAGGCAAAUCCCACACCUGAGCUUGGAGUCUGCCCAAGGAAGGAGGGUGGUACAGAAGUAUGAGGAAAUGAUCCAGCUGCUCGACAGGUAUCAGGAAAAACUGUAUUUAGACUGGUCCCAGACAGUCUCAGAAAAAUCCCAGUACAACCUGACUCAGCCACUCAUCCGGCGAGACCCAGAAACCAAACUGAUCACUGUCAACUUUGAUCCCCAGCUGGUCUCGGUGCUUAGGGAGGUGAGUUACCUGUCGGGCAGCCGGGCAGGAGCCAUCCCACCCACGGCAGCAGGAAUCUACUCCUCCAGGGAAUCCUACCGGCAGCUGGUGGCCAACCUGGAGCUGAUGGGGAACAGGUACAACAAGGUCCUGAGAACAGUGCUGGAGGUGGAAUAUCCCCUGGUGCAGGGGCAGCUGCAGGAUGUCGAUGUGAAGCUGAAAGAGGCAGAAGAAACCCUGACCUGGAAGAUGGAGGGUGUGUGGGAUCACAUCUCCGGGGUCAUGGAAGGUGUCCAUGACCUCGAGCAGAGGCUGCAGAAAGCCAAGGACAAUGUUGAGUUGAUCCAGAGCAUUGUGGGCUCGUGGGCAUCUCCCAUCCUGGAGAGGAAGGAUGGUAAAAGGGACUCAGUGCUGAGCCUGGAGGACUGUCAUAAUCACCUGGAAAAGCGCUACAGCCUUGUCAGAGAGGCCGGGCAGAGGAUCCACUCCCUGCUGAAGGAAAACCAGAGCCUCUUACUUGCAGCCCCAGCAUCUGACUCCUGGAAGGCCUAUGUGGAUUAUGUGGAUGAGAUAGUCCUGGAUGGAUUCUUCACUGCCAUUGAGUGCUCGCUCAAGUACCUCCUGGAGAACACAGAUCCCAAGGCGGGGCUUGCUCCCCUGUUUGAGGUGCAGCUGGAUUUGGUGAUCCCAGAUUUGGUAUUUCACCCGUCUCUGGACCCUGGCACACAUGAUGGCUUCUCUGACAUGGUGGAAAGUCUCCUGAACAGCAUCUACCACAUCUCCUCGUUGGUGCCCCGGCUGGCCACACACAGCGGCUUCCCCCACUACCAGGCAGACCUGGAGGACAUGUCUGGCCUGGCUGAGCUGCGCCAGGAGCUGCUGUGCCGUGUCCAGGCCGUGGUGUCGUCGUGCUGUGAGUUCCGGGGUUCCCUGGAGCGCUAUUCCCACGUGUACGGGGAGGACCGGCGGGAGCUGAGCCGGCAGUUCCUGAUCUACGGGCGCGUCCUCACGGCCGCAGAGCUCGAGGCCCAGGACAUGGUCCCUGAGGCACCACCCACGCUGCAGCAGUUCAGGGAGCACAUCGACUCCUACGAGAGGCUCUACGAGGAGGUGACUCACAUGGAGCCCCUCAGCACCUUCCAGGGCUGGGUGAGGGUCGAUGCUCGGCCUUUCAAGGCAGCCUUGCUGAAUGAGAUUAAAAGAUGGACCUUGGUGUUCAAGCAGCAUCUCCUGGAGCAUGUCACACACAGCUUGGCUGACCUUGAGGAGUUCAUCCAAACUGCUGAGAAAGGGCUGAGCAGGAAGGUUGAGAAGGGGGAUUACAAUGGCCUCGUGGAGGUCAUGGGGCACCUCCUGGCCGUGAAGGAGCGACACGGUGCCACCGACGCCAUGUUUGAGCCCCUGAGGGAAACCAUUGACCUGCUGAGGGCCUACGAGCAGCAGGUGCCAGGGGAAGUCCACCAGCAACUGGAGGAGCUGCCAGAGAAGUGGAACCAUGUGAAGAAGCUGGCCCUGGCUGUGAGGCAGCAUGUUGCUCCUCUCCAGGCCAACGAGAUGACCGCCCUGCGCCAGAGCUGCGCCGCCUUCGACACCCAACAGCUCCACUUCAGGGAGAGGUUUGGGAGAGAAGCUCCCUUCAGGUUUGACGCCGAAAAGCCUUAUCAACUGCUGGAUGCAAAGCACGUGGAGAUUAAACAGAUGGAGUCAGCCAUGACCUCGAUUUCUGAAUCAGCUGGUCUGUUUGAAGUCAUGGUGCCAGAAUAUAAACAACUGAAGCAGUGCAGGAAGGAGCUGUGUCUUCUCAAAGAGCUCUGGGAUAUGAUCUCCCUGGUGAACACCAGCCUCAGUGACUGGCAGACCACCAAAUGGGUGGAUAUUAAUGUGGAAAACAUGAAUCUGGAGUGUAAAAAGUUUGCAAGAGAGAUUCGGAAUCUGGAUAAAGAAAUGAGGGCAUGGGAUGCUUUCACUGGACUGGACAGCAAGGUGAAGAACAUGCUGACGGCCCUGAAGGCGGUGGCAGAAUUUCAAAACCCUGCCAUCAGAGAAAGGCACUGGGACCAGCUGAUGCAGGUGACGGGUGUGAGGUUUGUGAUGGACUCAGACACCACGCUGGCUGACCUCCUCAGGCUCAACCUGCAUAAAUUUGAGGGUGAGGUCCAUGGAAUUGUGGACAAAGCAGUGCGAGAAAUGAGCAUGGAGAAAGUGCUGAAGGAGCUGAGAGUGACUUGGAGCACCAGGGAGUUCCAGUACGAGCCUCACUCCCGCACCAACAUCCCCUUGCUGAAGUCAGAUGAGGAGCUUAUUGAAACUUUGGAAGACAACCAGGUGCAGCUGCAGAAUUUGAUGUCAUCCAAAUAUAUUGCUUUCUUCCUGGAGGAAGUGUCUGCCUGGCAGAGGCAGCUCUCCACUGCCGACUCUGUCCUUGCCCUCUGGUUUGAGGUGCAGCGCACGUGGUGUCACCUGGAGGGCAUCUUCAUAGGCUCAGAGGAUAUCCGGGCACAGCUGCCCCAGGACUCCAAGUGCUUUGAAGGGAUUGAUGUGGAUUUUAAAGAACUGGCCUAUGAAGUUCAGAAAACCCCGAAUGUAGUUGAGGCCACCAAUAAAACAGGUCUGUCCCAACAGCUGGAGGACAUUCAGAGGAGGUUGUCUCUGUGUGAGAAGGCUUUGGCUGAAUAUCUGGACAUGAAGAGGUUGGCCUUUCCCAGAUUUUACUUCAUUUCUUCCACAGAUUUAUUGGAUAUUCUUUCUAACGGCACUAACCCACACAUGGUGCAACGUCAUCUUUCCAAACUUUUUGACAGCUUGGCCAAGGUGAAAUUCCAAGUGGACUCUGAGCAAAAGGUAAUGAAGGUUGGCCUGGGAAUGUACAGCAGAGAGGAGGAAUAUGUCCCCUUCAGUGAACCCUGUGACUGCAGUGGGCAGGUCGAGGUGUGGCUCAAUCACCUUCUGGACACCAUGAGGGCCACGGUGAGGGACGAGAUGACGGCGGCUGUCACAGCCUACGAGGAGAAGCCGAGGGAGCAGUGGCUCUUUGACUACCCCGCCCAGGUGGCUCUUUCCUGCACCCAGAUCUGGUGGACAACAGAAGUGGGGAUUGCCUUUGCCAGGAUGAAGGAAGGCUACGAGAAGGCCAUGAAGGAGUACCACAAGAAGCAGGUGGCUCAGCUGAACAGCCUGGUGACCAUGCUGCUGGGGCAGCUCUCCAAGGGCGACAGGCAGAAGAUCAUGACCAUCUGCACCAUCGACGUGCACGCUCGGGAUGUGGUGGCAAAGAUGAUUGCACAGAAGGUGGACAAUGCCCAGGCAUUCGUGUGGCUGUCGCAGCUCCGGCACCGCUGGUCAGACGAGGAGCGGCACUGCUUUGCCAACAUCUGUGAUGCCCAGUUCCUGUACUCCUAUGAGUACCUUGGCAACACCCCUCGGCUCGUGAUCACCCCCCUGACCGACAGGUGUUACAUCACCCUCACCCAGGCCCUGCACCUGACCAUGAGCGGAGCCCCCGCAGGCCCUGCGGGCACCGGCAAGACGGAGACAACGAAGGAUUUGGGCCGAGCCCUGGGCAUGAUGGUGUAUGUGUUCAACUGCUCCGAGCAGAUGGACCACCAGUCUUGUGGGAAUAUUUACAAAGGCCUUGCCCAGACGGGAGCUUGGGGCUGUUUUGAUGAAUUUAACAGGAUCUCAGUUGAGGUACUUUCGGUGGUUGCUGUCCAGGUGAAGAGUGUGCAGGAUGCCAUACGGGAGAAGAAGAAAUCCUUCAAUUUUCUUGGAGAAGACAUUAACUUGGUCCCCUCAGUAGGCAUUUUCAUCACCAUGAACCCUGGUUAUGCAGGACGAACUGAACUACCUGAGAAUUUGAAAGCUCUAUUCAGGCCCUGUGCCAUGGUUGUGCCAGACUUUGAGCUGAUCUGUGAGAUUAUGUUGGUGGCCGAGGGGUUCAUCGAGGCCCGGGUGUUGGCCAGGAAGUUCAUCACUCUCUACCAGCUCUGCAAAGAGCUCCUGUCCAAGCAGGAUCACUAUGACUGGGGUCUCCGUGCCAUCAAGUCCGUGCUGGUGGUUGCUGGGUCCCUCAAACGCGCCGACCCCGAGCGCCCUGAGGAGCAGGUUCUGAUGCGCUCCCUGCGUGACUUCAACAUCCCCAAGAUCGUGACAGACGAUGUGCCUGUGUUCAUGGGGCUCAUUGGGGAUCUGUUCCCUGCCCUGGGUGUGCCUCGGAAGCGUGACCUGGAUUUCGAGGCAUUGGUGAGACAGGCUGUGCUGGAGCUGCGGCUGCAACCUGAGGACAACUUUGUGCUCAAAGUGGUGCAGCUGGAGGAGCUGCUGACGGUCCGACACUCCGUGUUCGUGGUGGGAAACGCGGGCACAGGCAAGUCCCAGGUGAUGAGAUCCCUGCACAGGACCCACCAGAUAAUGAAAAGACGUCCUGUGUGGACAGACCUCAACCCCAAGGCAGUCACCAACGAUGAGCUUUUUGGCAUCAUUAACCCAGCAACAAGAGAGUGGAAAGAUGGACUGUUCUCAUCAAUCAUGCGAGAGCUGGCCAACCUCACACAUGAUGGUCCCAAGUGGAUGGUACUGGAUGGAGAUAUUGAUCCAAUGUGGAUUGAAUCUCUUAAUACUGUGAUGGAUGACAAUAAGGUGCUGACCCUGGCCAGCAAUGAGAGGAUCCCUCUGAACCCGACGAUGAGGUUGCUCUUUGAGAUCAGCCACCUGCGCUCGGCCACCCCGGCCACCGUGUCCAGGGCGGGGAUCCUGUACAUCAACCCAUUGGACCUGGGCUGGAAUCCCCCGGUGAGCAGCUGGAUUGACCGGCGAGAGAUCGAGUCUGAGAGAGCCAACCUGACCAUCCUGUUUGACAAGUACCUGCCAGUCUGCCUGGACACCCUCAGGACAAGAUUUAAGAAGAUUAUUCCCAUUCCUGAGCAGAGCAUGGUUCAGAUGCUGUGUUACCUCCUGGAAUGCCUCCUGACUGAGGAGAACACACCUUCUGACUGUCCCAAGGAGCUCUAUGAGCUUUACUUUGUCUUUGCUGCUGUCUGGGCCUUUGGUGGAUCCAUGUUUCAGGACCAGCUUGUGGACUACAGAGUGGAGUUCAGCAAGUGGUGGGUGGCAGAAUUCAAAACAAUCAAGUUUCCCUCUCAGGGCACAGUCUUUGACUUUUACAUUGAUCCAGAAACAAAGAAGUUUGAGCCUUGGUCUAAACUUAUUCCCCAGUUUGAAUUUGAUCCAGAGGUGCCAUUACAGGCUUGCCUGGUGCCCACCCCUGAGACGGUUCGUGUGCGGUACCUCCUGGACAGGCUCCUGGAGCGCCAGCGCCCCGUGAUGCUGGUGGGCAGUGCGGGCACAGGGAAGUCUGUGCUGGUGGGGGACAAACUCUCCUCUCUGGACACAGACACAUAUGUGGUGAAGAAGGUCCCGUUUAACUACUACACCACCUCUGCCAUGCUGCAGGGUGUGCUGGAGAAGCCUCUGGACAAGAAGGCUGGCAGGACCUACGGCCCCCCGGGCACCAAGAGGCUCGUGUACUUCAUCGACGACCUCAACAUGCCCCAGGUGGACACGUAUGGGACAGUGCAGCCCCACACCCUGCUCAGGCAGCACCUGGACUAUGGACACUGGUAUGACCGGAGCAGGCUGUCCCUGAAGGAGAUCACCAAUGUGCAGUACGUGUCCUGCAUGAACCCCACUGCGGGGAGCUUCACCAUCAACCCUCGGCUGCAGCGUCACUUCUGUGUCUUCGCUCUCUCCAACCCUGACCAGGAUGCCUUGACCAGGAUCUACAGCACCAUUUUAGUGCAGCAUCUGACCAGUGGGAAUUUCUCGGAGGCUGUGCAAAAAUCAGCCCAGCAGCUGAUUGCCCUCGCCCUGGGGCUGCACAGGAGGGUGGCUGCCACCUUCCUGCCAACAGCUGUCAAGUUCCACUACAUUUUCAAUCUGAGAGACUUCUCCAACAUCUUCCAAGGCCUCCUGUUCUCUACCCCUGAAUGUCUGAAUGAACCCCAGGACCUAGUGAAGCUCUACCUGCACGAGUCCAACCGGGUGUACCGGGAUAAGAUGGUUGAAGCAAAUGAUUAUGGUACCUUUGAUAAAAUCCAGAGGGAGAUGGUGAAGAAACUCUAUGAUGACAUGGAAGAAACUUUAGAGCAGACCAAGCACAUGAAUAUUUUUUGCCAUUUUGCUAAAGGCACUGGGGAACCUGGGUACAGGCCAAUCGCAGCCUGGGAGGAGCUGAACCAGAUUCUCGUGGAAGCCUUGGAUAACUACAAUGAAGUCAACGCUGCCAUGAACCUGGUGCUGUUUGAGGAUGCCAUGUGCCAUGUCUGCCGCAUCAACCGCAUCCUGGAGUCCCCCCGAGGGAACGCGCUCCUGGUGGGCGUGGGAGGCAGUGGGAAGCAGAGCCUGACCCGGCUGGCAGCAUUCCUGAGCUCCCUGGAGGUCUUCCAGAUCACCCUGAGGAAGGGGUAUGGCAUCCCUGACCUGAAGGCAGACCUGGCAAACCUGUACCUGAAGGCUGGUGUGAAGAACACGGGCACCGUGUUCCUGCUGACAGACGUGCAGGUGGCGGACGAGCAGUUCCUGGUGCUGGUCAACGACUUCUUGGCAACAGGGGAAAUACCAGAUCUCUUCUCUGAUGAGGAAGUUGAGAACAUCAUCAGCAGUGUGAGGAAUGAAGUCAAAGGCCGGGGGUUGGUGGGCUCCAGGGAGACCUGCUGGAAGUUUUUUACAGAGCGGGCUCGGCGGCAGCUCAAGGUUGCUCUGUGUUUUUCCCCCGUCGGCUCCAAACUGCGGCUCCGCAGCAGGAGGUUCCCAGCCCUCGUCAGCUGCACCACCAUUGACUGGUUCCAGGAGUGGCCACGGGAGGCCCUGGAGUCUGUCAGCCUCUGCUUCCUGAGAGACAUGGGGGCUGUAGAGGAUUCAGUGAAAGAUUCAAUAAGCAAAUUCAUGGCCCAUGUCCACAUCAGUGUCAAUGAGAUGUCCCGGCUGUACCUGAGCAACGAGCGCCGCUACAACUACACCACCCCAAAGUCCUUCCUGGAGCAAAUCAAACUCUACCAGAACCUGCUGCUGAAAAAGGACGAGGAUUUAAAGGCAAAAACGGAGCGGCUGGAGAACGGCCUGGAGAAGCUCAACAGCACCUCUGCACAGGUGGAUGAGCUGAAGGCCAAGCUGGCAGCUCAGGAGGUGGAGCUGAAGCAGAAGAGUGAGGAUGCUGACAAGCUGAUCCAGGUGGUGGGGGUGGAGACAGAGAAGGUGAGCAGGAAAAAGGCCGUGGCCGACGAGGAGGAGAGGAAGGUGGCACUGAUCACCCAGGAGGUGGAGCAGAAGCAGAAGGACUGUGAGGAGGACCUGGCCAAGGCUGAGCCUGCCCUGGCAGCUGCCCAGGCUGCUCUCAACACCCUCAACAAGACCAACCUGACAGAGCUGAGAUCCUUUGGGUCACCCCCGUCUGCCGUCAGCAACGUCACUGCGGCCGUGAUGGUGCUGACGGCCCCGGGAGGGAAGAUCCCCAAGGACAGGAGCUGGAAAGCAGCCAGAGUGGCCAUGGCCAGGGUGGAUGGCUUCCUGGACUCCCUGAUCAAGUUCAACAAGGAGAACAUCCACGAGAACUGCCUCAAAGCCCUCCAGCCUUAUUUACAAGACCCCAAGUUCAACCCCGAGUUCGUGGCCACCAAGUCGGCGGCGGCGGCCGGGCUGUGCUCCUGGGUGGUGAACAUCGUGCGCUUCCACGGCGUGUUCUGUGAGGUGCAGCCCAAGAGGCAGGCCCUGAGCAGGGCCAAUGCCGAGCUGGCAGCAGCCCAGGACAAGCUGGGCACCAUCAAGGCCAAAAUUGCUGUUGGGGGCCUGGCCUCUGAGAACGUGAGAUGGGCUGAGGCUGUGAAGGCCUUCAAAGAGCAGCAGAGCACCUUGUGUGGGGAUGUCUUGCUGAUCACGGCCUUCGUGUCCUACCUGGGCUACUUCACCAGGAAAUACCGCCAGGACCUCCUGGAGGGUGUCUGGAAACCAUAUCUGCACCAGCUCAAAGUGCCCAUCCCUGUAAGCCCGUGCCUGGACCCCCUGGCCGUGCUGGUGGACGAGGCGGCCGUGGCGGGCUGGCACAACGAGGGGCUCCCGGCCGACCGCACCUCCGCCGAGAACGCCACCAUCCUGAGCACCUGCGAGCGCUGGCCCCUCCUGGUGGACCCCCAGCUCCAGGGCAUCCAAUGGAUCAAAGCAAGAUAUGGCCCAGGGCUCCGUGUGCUCCGGGUUGGGAACAAGGGGUACCUGGACACGCUGGAACGAGCUCUGGCUGCAGGAGAACUGGUUUUGAUUGAAAACCUGGAGGAAUCUGUGGAUCCAGUGUUGGGACCAUUACUGGGGCGAGAAACAAUCAAGAAAGGCUGGUACAUCAAAAUUGGAGACAAAGAGUGUGAGUUCAGCCCUGCUUUCCGCCUCAUCCUGCACACGAAGCUGGCAAACCCCCACUUCCCACCGGAGCUGCAGGCCCAGUGCACCCUCAUCAACUUCACUGUCACCAGGGACGGGCUGGAGGAGCAGCUGCUGGCAGCUGUGGUCAGCAUGGAGAGGCCUGACCUGGAGGAGCUCAAGUCAGAUCUCACAAAGCAGCAGAAUGGAUUCAAGAUCACCUUGAAAACAUUAGAGGACAACUUGCUCUCUCGGCUGUCAUCAGCAUCUGGGAAUUUCCUGGGAGACACAGCCUUGGUGGAGAACUUGGAGAUCACUAAACAGACAGCUGCAGAAAUCCAGGAGAAGGUGCAGGACUUCAAGGUGACAGAAGCAAAGAUUAACGAGGCCAGGGAGCACUACAGGCCUGUGGCUGCGAGGGCCUCUCUGCUCUACUUCACCAUGAACGAGCUCCACAACAUCCACCCCAUGUACCAGUUCUCCCUGAAGGCAUUCCAGAAGGUGUUCCAGAGAGCCAUGGAGAGGGCAGCUCCUGCCGAGGGGCUCACGGAGCGCGUGAGGAGCCUCAGCGACAGCAUCACCUUCUGCGUGUGCCAGUGCACGGCCCGGGGGCUGUUCGAGGGGGACAGGCUGACCUACACUGCCCAGCUCACCUUCCAGAUACUCCUGAUGAAUAAAGAAAUCAACCCAGCAGAGCUGGAUUUCCUGCUGAGAUACCCAGCACAGCCUGGAGUCACGAGCCCUGUAGAGUUCCUGUCUGACCAUUCCUGGGGAGGAAUCAAGGCUCUCUCAUCCAUGGAGGAAUUCAGAAACCUGGAUCGGGAUAUUGAAGGGUCUGCGAAAAGGUGGAAGAAAUUUAUUGAAUCUGAGUGUCCUGAGAGGGAGAAGUUCCCCCAGGAGUGGAAGAACAAGUCAUCCCUGCAGCGCCUGUGCAUCCUGAGGGCCCUGCGGCCCGACCGCGUCACCUGCGCCCUCAGAGAUUUUGUAGAAGAAAAGCUUGGCAGUAAAUAUGUGGUUGGGAGAUCCCUGGAUUUUGCAGCAACCUUUGAGGAGUCAGGACCUGCAACUCCAAUGUUUUUUAUCCUGUCCCCAGGAGUGGACCCACUGAAGGAUGUGGAGAAACAUGGGAAGAAACUUGGCUUUACAUUCAACAACAGGAACCUCCACAAUGUGUCCCUUGGACAAGGCCAAGAGGUGGUUGCUGAACAAGCUCUAGAUCUGGCUGCAAAGGAGGGGCACUGGGUCAUCCUUCAGAACGUCCACCUGGUGGCCAAGUGGCUGAGUUCCCUGGAGAAGAAGCUGGAGGAGCACAGCGAGGGCAGCCACCAGGACUUCCGUGUCUUCAUCAGUGCAGAGCCAGCACCUUCCCCUGAGAGCCACAUCAUUCCCCAGGGCAUCCUGGAGAACUCCAUCAAAAUCACCAACGAGGCCCCCACUGGGAUGCAGGCAAACCUGCAUGGAGCCCUCGACAACUUCAGCCAGGACACCCUGGAGAUGUGCAGCCACGAGAAGGAGUUCAGGAGCAUCCUGUUUGCCCUGUGCUAUUUCCAUGCCGUGGUGGCCGAGCGGCGCAGGUUCGGCCCCCAGGGCUGGAACCGCCCGUACCCCUUCAGCAACGGGGACCUGACCAUCUCUGUGACUGUGCUGCACAACUACCUGCAGGCCAGCUCCAAGGUGCCCUAUGACGACCUGCGCUACCUUGUGGGUGAGAUCAUGUAUGGGGGUCACAUCACAGAUGACUGGGACAGGAGGCUUUGCAAAACUUAUAUGGAAGAAUUUAUUAAGCCAGAAAUGCUGGAGGGAGAACUUCUUCUUGCUCCAGGAUUCCCCCUCCCAGGGAACAUGGACUACAAUGGCUAUCACCAGUACAUAGAUGAAGCCCUGCCUCCAGAGUCUCCAUACCUGUAUGGGCUCCAUCCCAAUGCUGAGCUUGGCUUCCUCACACAGAGCUCGGAGCAGCUCCUGCACACGCUGUUGGAGCUGCAGCCCCGGGACAGCAGCACUGGAGAAGGAGGAGUGGGGACCAGGGAGGAAACGGUGAAAGACCUUCUGGAAGAGAUGUUGCAGAAGCUGGGUGAUGAGUUUAACAUGGCAGAGCUGGUGGCCAGGGUGGAGCAGAGGACGCCCUACGCCGUGGUUGCCCUGCAGGAAUGCGAGCGCAUGAACGUCCUCACCGGGGAGAUCAAGCGCUCACUGCUGGAACUGGAGCUGGGCCUGAAGGGAGAGCUGACCAUGACCAGUGACAUGGAGAGCCUGCAGAAUGCUCUCUUCUUGGACAUGGUGCCCGAGUCCUGGGGAAGGAGGUCCUACCCUUCCACAGCCAGCCUGGGCACGUGGUUCACUGACCUCCUCGCUCGCAUCAACGAGCUGGACACCUGGACUGGAGACUUCUCCCUGCCCUGCACGGUGUGGCUUGGUGGGUUCUUCAACCCCCAGUCCAUCCUGACAGCCAUCAUGCAGACUACGGCCAGGAAGAACAAGUGGCCUUUGGACAGGAUGGCCCUGCAGUGUGAUGUGACAAAGAAGAGCAGAGAGGACUUUGCCAGUCCCCCUCGGGAAGGGGCCUAUGUCCAUGGCCUGUUCAUGGAAGGAGCACGCUGGGAUGCACAGGCCGGGCUGAUCACUGAUGCCAGGCUCAAGGAGCUCACCCCAGCCAUGCCUGUCCUGUUCAUCAGGGCCAUCCCUGCUGACAAACAGGACAUGAGGGCCAUGUACCCAUGUCCUCUGUACAAAACACGCCAGAGAGGCCCAACUUACGUGUGGACUUUCAACCUUAAAACCAAGGACAACCCUGCCAAGUGGGUGCUGGCUGGUGUGGCCCUGCUGCUGCAGGUCUAGGGGCACCCCCACACUCCUCAUUUGCAAAUCCCAACAUUGCCUUCCUCAGGCAAUUUAAACAGUUAAAUGCUGAGGUUUAACCCAAGCUCCAUCUCUCCAAUGGCCUCAGUCCCCAGGACUCUCUCUGAGCACUGGGGACAUGACCAUAACAGAGCCUGUGAGAGGUGACAGAGGUGCAGAGGGACACGUGGACCAGGCUCAUGGCUGCUGUAAACCCAGAUCCUGUAAUUCCUACCCUGCUGCACUGGAGCACUGGAAAAUCCCAGCCUGCAGCCUGAUAAUCCACACUCAGAGGUGUGAAAUAUCUUAAUCUAAACCUAGUUUUUAUUUCUAUUUUAUAUUCCAAAGUAGUUUUAAAAUCAGUGGACUUUUCCAAAACACUCAGAUAGUCCAGUGACUUGUGAAAUUCUCCAGACCUUGUUUUUUUCUCUGUGUUUGUUUCCCAUGUGUGUGAUGUUGAAAGCUGGGAGGUGGGCAGAUGUUGUGGUUAUAAACUGUUUCUUGAUAACUUUCUAAAUUUUAGAAACACUGAAAAUAGUGGUAAUAUCCAAUGUGCUUAAUGGAAUCAACUGUAAAAGUAGAGCACAGGCGUUAUUUAAGAGAAUUUUUCAUGGUCAUAGAGACUUAUUGGGUCUGGCUGAGCUGGAGUUCAUUUCCCCACAGCAGCCCUCUCAGUGCUGUGCUGUGCACUGGUAGCCAGAAGGGUGUUGGUAACACACCAGUGUUUUGGCUGCUGUUGAGCACAGCACCAGCACUGUAACAUUCCCUCCUCAAUGAAAGGAAGAUCUUGGGAAGGGACACAGCCGGGCCAGCUGAUCCAAACUAACCAAAGGGAUAUUCCAGGCCAUAUGAUGUCAGCUCAGAUAUAAAAGCUAAGGCAAGGAGCAGGAAGGGGGGCAUUCAUUGUGUCCAAUGGCUGAGGAACUGUCACGUUUACCCAAGCCCUGCUUCUCAGGAGGGGCCGCCCAUCGCUGCUCGUGGGAAGUAGAGAAUAAACCCUGUUAUCUUUCGCUUUUACACGUGCAAGCUUCUGCUUUACUUUUGGCUUUAAAUAAACUGCCUUAUCCCAACCCAUGAGUUGGUUUUUUUUCCACCUUACUCUCUCCCCUGUCCCGCUGGGAAGGGGAGUGAUAGAGAGGCUGGGUGGGUUCCAGUUGUUCAGCCAAGGUGAACCCUCCAUAGUCCUUUCUGGUGCCCAACGUGGGAUGAGAUAA